AUGUCUAAUUCAUCUGAUCGUGCUCCGGUUCCGGAUCAGGCCGAGGCUGACGCCUUCUUCCCAUCACCAUUUUCGCUGACGCAAUAUGUGGCCCCCAAGACCGACUUUGAUGGCGCCGACUAUCCCAACGCUUAUAAAGGGGGCAAGUGGAAGAUUCUCAUGAUUCCAACACAGGAGCGUUAUCUGAAGAUGGCGGAUGGCAAGUUCUUCUCCACCGGCAAUCACCCGGUAGAGAUGCUCCUGCCACUCCUCCAUCUCGACGCCGCCGGGUUUGACAUCGAUAUCGCUACCGUGUCGGGAGAUCCAGCCAAGUUGGAAAUGUGGGCUUUCCCCAAGGAAGACGACGCAGUUAAAGCCAUUUUUGAAAAGUAUAAGCAGAAGCUCCGGCAGCCACUGAGUCUGCAAGAUGUCUGGAAGGACGGAUUCACAAAGGACACGCCAUACAUCGGCGUCUUUAUCCCCGGUGGGCACGGGGCGUUGAACGGCCUGCCAUCCUCGCCUACAGUUGGAAAGAUCCUGCGAUGGGCCGACGCCAAUCAGCGAUAUCUCAUCACCCUCUGCCAUGGACCGGCUAGCAUGUUGGCCGCCAACGUUGGAAAACCCGAGGGCAGCAAGUUCAUCUAUGAGGGAUACAAGAUUGAUGUCUUCCCUGACUCGCUCGACUCCGGAGCCAAUAUUGACAUCGGCUACAUUCCAGGCAAGAUGUCCUGGCUCGUUGGGGAGGAACUCCGCAAGCUCGGCGUGAUUCCCAUCAAUGAAGGGAUCACUGGCGCAACCCACCAAGAUCGCUAUGUGCUGACAGGUGACUCGCCACUGGCAUCCAACAACCUGGGAAGGCUUGCCGCAAACAUCCUUCUCGACGACGUUGCUAAGCGUUCAUAA
Molecule: messenger RNA, 882 nt
Organism: Capronia coronata CBS 617.96
Lineage: Eukaryota; Fungi; Ascomycota; Eurotiomycetes; Chaetothyriales; Herpotrichiellaceae
Product: chaperone hchA
Exons: 1
Coding region: 1-882 (293 amino acids)
Molecular function (GO): protein deglycase activity
Source: RefSeq, a predicted model, not a curated record